AUGAGCGUGGAGCAGACGCCACCUUGGAAACUGGACCAGGGGCUGGAGGGUGCUUCCCGGCUGCACAAAGGCCGCAGUCCCCUGGAGGCUUUCAAAAAGGUGGGCGUCCCCAUCAUCGCGGCGCUGUUGAGCCUGGCGACCAUCGUCAUCGUGGCCGUCCUCAUCAAGGUGAUUCUGGACAAGCACUACUUCCUCUGCCCGCCUUUGCGCUUCAUCCCCCGAAGGCUGGUGUGUGACGGGCAGCAGGACUGUGCCUCGGGGGAGGAUGAGCAGCAUUGCGUCGAGACCUUCCCCAGCGACGAUGGUCCUUCCUUGGCAGCAGUUCGCCUCUCCAAGGACCGCUCCACCCUGCAGGUGCUGGACGCCCCCACGGGCAACUGGGUCUCCGUCUGCUUCGACAACUUCACAGAAGCUCUGGCCAGGACAGCCUGUGGGCAGAUGGGCUACGACAGCAAACCCACCUUCCGAGCCGUGCAGAUUGGCCCCGACCAGGAUCUGGAUGUCUUGAGCGUCACAGGGGACCACGGGGAACUGCAGGUGGGAAAUUCCAGCGGACCCUGUGUCUCGGGCUCCCUGGUGUCCCUGCAGUGUCUGGCCUGUGGGGAGAGUCUGAAGGCCCCCCGCGUGGUGGGCGGGGAGAAGGCCUCGGUGGACUCCUGGCCCUGGCAAGUCAGCAUUCAGUAUGAGAAGCAACACAUCUGCGGGGGGAGCGUCCUGGACCCCCACUGGAUCCUCACGGCCGCCCACUGCUUCCGGAAGCAUCUUGAUGUGUCCAACUGGAAGGUGCGGGCUGGCUCGGACCAGCUGGGUAACUUUCCCUCCCUGCCGGUGGCCAAGAUUCUCGUCAUCCGGCACAACUCCACGUACCCCAAAGAAAAGGACAUCGCCCUCGUGAAGCUGCAGUCUCCCCUCAUAUUCUCGGGCACAGUCAGGCCCAUCUGCUUGCCUUUCUUUGAUGAAGAGCUCAGCCCAGGCACCCCGCUCUGGGUCAUCGGAUGGGGCUUCACAGAGCAAGACGGAGGGAAGAUGUCUGAUUCACUGCUACAGGCGUCAGUCAAGGUGAUUGACAGCACGCGGUGUAAUGCUGAGGAUGCGUACCAGGGGGAAGUUACUGAGAAGAUGCUGUGUGCGGGCAUCCUGGAGGGCGGCGUGGACACCUGCCAGGGAGACAGCGGGGGUCCCCUGAUGUAUCACUCUAAGCAGUGGCAAGUGGUGGGCAUCGUGAGCUGGGGCCAUGGCUGUGGGGGUCCGAGCACCCCUGGAGUGUACACCAAGGUCACAGCUUAUCUCGACUGGAUCUACAGCGCCCGGAAGUCUGUGCCAUGAUGCCGCACUGGACACAGCUUCCCCCUGAC
Messenger RNA from Sorex fumeus (smoky shrew), 1355 nucleotides. It is a transcript of the gene TMPRSS4, whose product is annotated as transmembrane serine protease 4. Bases 1 to 1326 code for a protein of 441 amino acids. Gene Ontology annotation, cellular component: membrane. The record is from RefSeq and is a predicted model, not a curated record. Gene Ontology annotation, molecular function: serine-type endopeptidase activity; protein binding. Gene Ontology annotation, biological process: proteolysis. Lineage: Eukaryota; Metazoa; Chordata; Mammalia; Eulipotyphla; Soricidae. The transcript has 12 exons.